Molecule: messenger RNA, 2445 nt
Organism: Heterobasidion irregulare TC 32-1
Lineage: Eukaryota; Fungi; Basidiomycota; Agaricomycetes; Russulales; Bondarzewiaceae
Exons: 10
Cellular component (GO): nucleus
Molecular function (GO): ATP binding; ATP-dependent chromatin remodeler activity; DNA binding
Source: RefSeq, a predicted model, not a curated record
GACUCUGAGGCACGCUUUGCUCGCCUCUCGUUUCUUCUUCAAAAGUCUUCUCUCUACGCGAACAUGUUGAAAGACCAGAUGGACCGUGCGCGCGAGAAACAGGCUGCUGUUGCCGCACAGGCAAAAUCCAAAUCCAAACCGCGUAGUAUGGUUCCCGGACGUGGCUCCGCUCGCGGGACGGGCAGACUACGCGAAGACAAAGACAGCGAAGACGCGCCAAACGCGAAGCGCGCCAAGGUUGUGCCCCCUGAAGACACCGCGAAGCCGAUAUUUGUGCAGCCUGCGUUGUUGACAGGCGCCACAUUGAAAGAUUACCAGCUUGAGGGCGUGGCGUGGAUGGUAAGUCUCUGGGAGAAUGGAAUCUCGGGGAUUUUAGCCGAUGAAAUGGGUCUCGGAAAGACCAUUCAAACAAUUGCAUUCAUUGCGUAUCUUCGCGUCCGUGUCGAAUCUCCGUUCUUGAUCGUAUGUCCCCUAAGCGUGCUUCACAACUGGAUGGACGAGUUCAAAAAGUUUGCCCCUGAUAUCGAUGUUUGUAUGUAUCAUGGUACACCCCAAGAACGUGCCCAACUCCGGAGAACAGCCAUGGCAUUACCCGUCGACCGUGUCGGGGCGACCGCUAAUUCAAAGGGCAGAGGCAGACCUUCGAAGACCGGCAAAAGCAAAGUCAAGCACCACAGCCGCAAGGUCAAGAAGCCAGAUUCAGAUUCAGAACGUGAGGACGAUGAAGUGUUUGAAGCGAGCGGAGAGCCGGUACCAGAGUCGGAUUUGGUGGAUUCGACUGAGCAGAAGUCAACGUUCCCAAUUAUCGUCACCACAUACGAGAUGGUCAUCAAGGAUCGUUUGCAUUUGGCCAAGUAUAAGUGGGGAUAUAUUGUCGUCGACGAAGGCCAUCGCUUGAAGAACAUGGAUUGCUUAUUGAUGAGGGAAGUCAAGAAGUAUACCAGCGCCGGGCGCAUGGUGCUCACAGGAACACCUUUGCACAAUAAUCUAGGGGAGCUUUGGUCACUCCUCAACUUUAUACUUCCAGAUAUUUUUGACGACGUUGACUCCUUUCAAGAAUGGUUCAACCUUCCGACUCUUUCCAACUCGCUCGGCUCUGAUAGGAGCACACAGAUCCUCAAUACCCUCCAUUCGAUUCUGAAACCUUUCCUCCUACGGCGGGUUAAAACCGACGUAGAGCGGUCUUUGCCACCUAAGAAGGAAUACGUGCUAUACGCACCGUUGAGUGAACAACAGCGCGAGCUUUACGACGCAGUCGUGCGUGGCGGACUGCGAAGGCUCCUCAUUGGCGAUGAACCUCAUGACAAAGCUGAUGCAGAAGCAACAGAUGCACAACCAGAGGAAGAGGAAGGGAAAUCCUCGAGAAAGUUGAGGAAGAGAGACAAGAAGAAGUACGAUGUCGAUGGAAACGAUGACAGAUCUUUCAAGCGCCUGGAGAAGGGCCAGGCCCAUGGGAUCGAAGAGCGAGAUACAGGGAAGAAUACGGCUGCGUUGGGACGAGAUCAUGCGUACAAGACGAGAGUCAAGAAUAUCAAUAACAUGCAUCUACAGAUGCCGAUCAUGCAAUUGCGCAAAGUAUGCUCACAUCCAUUCCUUUUCGAUUGGCCUUUAGACAGGAAUACGAAACAACCUGUAAUCAACGAAGAUCUGGUCAAUGCGAGUGGCAAGAUGAUGGUUCUCGAGCGGUUGCUAGACGAGCUUUUCCGACGCGGACACAAAGUGCUCGUCUUCAGUCAAUUCAAAACCAUGCUGGAUGUUAUCGAGGACUGGGCAACAGAAUACAAGCACUGGCCACUGUGCCGCAUUGACGGGGCGUCUGGGCCAUUAGAGCGACGCGAAGAGAUGAAUAGAUUCCAGAAUGGGGGUAACAAUCCAAAUGCCCCCCGUUUAUUUUUGCUCAGCACUAGAGCGGGAGGGUUGGGUAUCAACUUGACAGCCGCAGACACAGUCAUCUUUUAUGAUCAAGACUGGAACCCACAAAUGGAUCUGCAGGCACAAGAUCGUGCGCACAGAAUUGGGCAGACGAGACCGGUGCUCAUCUUCCGGCUUGUCAGUAAGCACACCAUCGAGAAUUCGAUAAUGCAGCGCGCAUCCGAGAAACGCCAGCUCGAGGCCCUCGUCAUCGCAAAGGGCAAGUUCAAGAUGCCUGCGCACGCUGCGGCGAAGGCAGGCAAGCAGGAGACAAUCGCGGAGAUGGCUACGUCGCUGCUCGCGCUCGAGGGCCAGAAGAUAGAGGUCGUGCCGAGCACCGAUGCGGGCAAGGCGAACAUCAUGAGUGACGAGGAGCUGGACGUUUUGCUAGACAGGCGGCCGGGGGUGUUUGAGGGUCGUGGAGUUGGGUGGACAAGUGGGAAGGCCAAGGAUGAGGGCAUGUUUGCAGUUUAUGAGGCUCCUGUGGAUGAGGGCAAUGAUGCGUUAGCGAUGAUGAUGGGAGAGGAGGUUUAG